Arvicola amphibius (Eurasian water vole) is the source of this 7215-nucleotide messenger RNA. It is a transcript of the gene Kidins220, whose product is annotated as kinase D interacting substrate 220. Bases 163 to 5457 code for a protein of 1764 amino acids. NCBI's taxonomy places the organism in Eukaryota, Metazoa, Chordata, Mammalia, Rodentia, Cricetidae. The record is from RefSeq and is a predicted model, not a curated record. The transcript is spliced from 30 exons. Gene Ontology annotation, molecular function: protein binding.
CCGGAAAAUGGCCGCCGGGUGUGGUGCGGGCAGAGCGCUGGGAGCCGUGCUCUCUCGGUGUCGCCUCCUCUGACGAGGUCUGCGGCGCGGCGAGCCGGUUCUGCCGAGCCGAGGAUCGGCUGUGACACGGUGAAAUAAAGUCGGCUGUAGAUUUCUGUGAAAAUGUCGGUUCUAAUAUCACAGAGUGUGAUAAAUUAUGUGGAAGAAGAAAAUAUUCCUGCUCUGAAAGCUCUUCUUGAGAAGUGCAAAGAUGUGGAUGAGAGAAAUGAGUGUGGCCAGACACCGCUGAUGAUAGCUGCUGAACAGGGCAAUGUGGAAAUAGUGAAAGAGCUGAUUAAGAAUGGAGCCAACUGCAACCUGGAAGACCUGGAUAACUGGACAGCUCUUAUAUCUGCAUCUAAAGAGGGCCACAUCCACAUUGUGGAGGAGCUGCUUAAGUGUGGGGCCAAUCUGGAGCACCGUGACAUGGGGGGAUGGACAGCUCUCAUGUGGGCGUGCUACAAAGGCAGGACUGAUGUUGUCCAGUUGCUUCUUUCUCACGGUGCCAACCCAAGUGUCACUGGUUUGCAGUACAGUGUCUACCCAAUCAUUUGGGCAGCAGGCAGAGGCCAUGCUGACAUAGUGCAUCUCCUGCUGCAGAAUGGCGCCAAAGUCAAUUGUUCUGACAAGUAUGGAACAACCCCUUUGGUGUGGGCUGCCCGAAAGGGUCAUUUGGAGUGUGUGAAACAUUUGUUAGCCAUGGGAGCUGAUGUUGAUCAAGAAGGAGCUAAUUCGAUGACUGCACUUAUUGUGGCAGUGAAAGGCGGUUACACACAGUCAGUGAAAGAGAUUUUGAAGAGGAAUCCGAAUGUGAACCUGACUGAUAAGGAUGGAAAUACAGCUUUGAUGAUUGCAUCAAAGGAGGGACACAUAGAGAUUGUACAGGACCUGCUGGACGCUGGGACAUAUGUGAACAUACCUGACCGGAGUGGGGAUACUGUAUUGAUUGGCGCUGUUAGAGGUGGUCAUGUUGAAAUUGUUCGAGCACUUCUCCAAAAAUAUGCUGACAUAGACAUCAGAGGGCAGGACAAUAAGACUGCAUUGUACUGGGCUGUUGAGAAGGGAAAUGCGACAAUGGUGAGAGAUAUUCUGCAGUGCAACCCUGACACUGAGAUAUGCACGAAGGAUGGCGAGACACCUCUGAUAAAGGCCACCAAGAUGAGGAAUAUUGAAGUGGUGGAGCUGCUGCUGGAUAAGGGAGCUAAGGUGUCUGCCGUGGACAAGAAAGGUGACACACCCCUGCAUGUUGCUAUCCGAGGGAGGAGCCGGAGACUGGCAGAACUUCUUUUACGGAACCCCAAAGAUGGGCGGCUACUUUACAGGCCCAACAAAGCAGGCGAGACUCCCUACAACAUAGACUGCAGCCACCAGAAAAGCAUUUUAACUCAAAUAUUUGGAGCCAGACACUUGUCUCCUACGGAAACAGACGGUGACAUGCUUGGUUAUGAUUUGUAUAGCAGCGCCCUGGCAGAUAUUCUCAGUGAGCCUACCAUGCAGCCACCCAUUUGUGUGGGGUUGUAUGCACAGUGGGGAAGUGGGAAGUCUUUCUUACUCAAGAAACUAGAAGAUGAAAUGAAGACUUUUGCAGGACAGCAGAUCGAGCCCCUUUUCCAGUUCUCGUGGCUCAUAGUGUUCCUCACCUUGAUGCUGUGUGGGGGAGUGGGCCUAGUGUUUGCUUUUACAGUUGAUACAAAUCUCGCCAUAGCAGUUUCGUUGAGUUUCCUGGCUCUCUUAUAUAUAUUCUUCAUCGUUAUUUACUUUGGUGGACGGCGGGAAGGAGAGAGCUGGAACUGGGCCUGGGCCCUCAGUACCAGACUGGCAAGACACAUUGGCUACCUGGAACUCCUCUUCAGACUGAUGUUUGUGAACCCACCUGAGCUGCCAGAGCAAACUACAAAGGCUUUGCCUGUAAGGUUUUUGUUUACCGACUACAACAGACUCUCCAGUGUAGGUGGAGAGACCUCCUUGGCUGAAAUGAUCGCGACACUCUCAGAUGCUUGUGAGAGAGAGUUCGGCUUUUUGGCUACCAGGCUUUUUCGAGUAUUCAAGACUGAAGAUACUCAGGGUAAAAAGAAAUGGAAAAAAACAUGCUGUCUCCCGUCAUUUAUCAUCUUUCUUUUCAUCGUGGGCUGCAUUAUUGCUGGAAUUACUCUUCUGGCUAUAUUCAGAAUUGACCCCAAACAUCUGACAGUGAAUGCUGUCCUCAUAUCAAUUGCAUCUGUUGUGGGGUUGGCCUUCGUGCUGAACUGCCGGACAUGGUGGCAAGUGCUGGACUCUCUCCUGAAUUCUCAGCGAAAACGCCUCCACAGUGCUGCCUCCAAACUACAUAAAUUGAAAAGUGAAGGGUUCAUGAAAGUCCUGAAGUGUGAAGUGGAGUUGAUGGCCAGGAUGGCAAAAACCAUCGACAGCUUCACUCAGAAUCAGACAAGGCUGGUGGUCAUCAUCGAUGGUCUGGAUGCCUGCGAACAGGACAAGGUCCUUCAGAUGCUGGACACUGUCCGAGUUCUGUUUUCAAAAGGCCCCUUUAUUGCCAUUUUUGCAAGUGAUCCACAUAUUAUUAUAAAGGCCAUCAACCAGAACCUGAACAGUGUGCUUCGUGAUUCAAAUAUAAAUGGACAUGACUAUAUGCGCAAUAUAGUUCAUCUACCAGUUUUUCUUAAUAGUCGAGGGCUUAGCAAUGCAAGAAAAUUUCUUGUAACUUCAGCAACAAAUGGGGACAUUUCAUGCCCAGAUACCACAGGGGUGCAAGACGAUGCUGACAGAAGAGUCUCACAGAACAGCCUUGGGGAGAUGACAAAGCUUGGGAGCAAAACAGCUCUCAACAGAAGGGAUACUUACCGCAGAAGACAGAUGCAGAGGACCAUCACCCGGCAGAUGUCCUUCGAUCUCACGAAGCUGCUCGUUACGGAGGAUUGGUUCAGUGACAUCAGUCCUCAGACCAUGAGACGAUUACUCAAUAUUGUUUCUGUGACAGGGCGGUUACUAAGAGCCAAUCAGAUUACUUUCAACUGGGACAGGCUAGCCAGCUGGAUCAACCUUACUGAGCAGUGGCCCUACCGGACGUCGUGGCUCAUACUGUAUCUGGAAGAGACUGAAGGUGUCCCUGAUCAGAUGACAUUAAAGACCAUCUAUGAGAGAAUAUCAAAGAAUAUUCCAACAACUAAAGAUGUUGAGCCACUGCUUGAAAUUGAUGGGGAUAUAAGAAAUUUUGAAGUGUUUCUGUCUUCAAGGACCCCAGUUCUUGUGGCUCGCGACGUAAAGACUUUUUUGCCUUGCACUGUCAACCUGGAUCCCAAACUACGGGAGAUCAUUGCAGAUGUUCGAGCUGCAAGAGAGCAGAUCAACAUAGGAGGCCUUGCGUACCCCCCUCUUCCUCUGCAUGAAGCCCCUCCUCGGCCACCUUCUGGGUACAGUCAGCCUGCAUCUGUCUGCUCUUCCUCAGCAUCCUUCAACGGGCCAUUCCCAAGCGGGGUCGUGUCCCCUCAACCCCACAGCAGCUAUUACAGUGGCAUGUCCGGCCCCCAGCACCCCUUCUACAACAGGCCAUUCUUUGCCCCAUACCUUUACACGCCAAGGUAUUACCCUGGCGGCUCCCAACAUCUCACCUCACGCUCAUCCGUAAAAACGAAUUUGCCCAGAGAUCAGAACAAUGGCCUACCGUGUGACUCUGGGUUUAACAGACAGAGACAGGGGUCAGCCUCCUCCACAGGCACAGGGCUGCUGCUGAGUUCCAUGACCGUGGAUAUCGUUUCUGAAAAGUUGAGGCAAAUAGAAGGGCUGGACCAGACCAUGUUGUCUCAGUAUUGCGCAACAAUCAAAAAGGCAAACAUAAAUGGCCGGGUAUUGGCUCAGUGCAGUGUUGACGAGCUGAAGAAAGAGAUGAAUAUGAACUUUGGAGACUGGCAUCUUUUCAGAAGCAUGGUCUUGGAAAUGAGGAGUAUGGAAAACCAGGUAGUCCCUGAAGACCCACGCUUUCUCAAUGAGAACUCCAGCGCCCCAGUUCCUCAUGGGGAGUCUGCUCGCCGUGCUUCUCACAGUGAACUGCCUCACACGGAGCUUUCCAGCCAGACUCCCUACACCCUGAACUUCAGCUUUGAAGAACUGAACACACUUGGCCUAGAAGAGGGAGCCCCACGGCAUAGUAAUCUGAGUUGGCAGUCACAAACUCGCAGAACCCCAAGUCUCUCGAGUCUGAAUUCCCAGGACUCCAGUAUUGAAAUUUCAAAGCUUACUGAUAAGGUGCAGGCCGAAUAUAGAGAUGCCUAUAGAGAGUACAUUGCCCAGAUGGCCCAGUUAGAAGGGGGCACAGGGUCGUCAACAAUAAGUGGCAGAUCUUCUCCACACAGCACAUACUAUAUAGGUCAGAGUUCUUCAGGGGGCUCCAUUCAUUCUAAUCUAGAGCAAGAAAGGGGGAAGGAGAGUGAGCUAAAGCAGGAUGAUGGGCGGAAGUCAUUCUUAAUGAAGAGGGGGGAUGUCAUAGAUUACUCCUCUUCAGGGGUAUCCACUAAUGAUGCCUCACCCCUGGACCCUAUUACUGAAGAAGAUGAAAAAUCUGACCAGUCAGGUAGUAAGCUUCUCCCAGGCAAGAAAUCCUCAGAAAGGCCCAGUCUCUUCCAGACAGACUUGAAGCUUAAGGGAGGUGGUCUGCGCUACCAGAAACUGCCCAGUGAUGAGGAUGAAUCUGGUACCGAAGAGUCAGAUAAUACCCCACUGCUUAAAGAUGGUAAGGAGAAAAAGGCUGAAGGCAAAGCAGAGAGAACAUCCAAGUCUCCAGAACACAGUGCUGAGCCAAUCAGAACAUUCAUUAAAGCAAAAGAAUAUUUGUCAGAUGCUCUCCUUGACAAAAAAGAUUCCUCAGAUUCGGGAGUGAGGUCAAACGAGAGCUCUCCCAACCACUCCCUUCACAAUGAAGCCGCAGACGACUCCCAGCUGGAAAAGGCAAAUCUCAUAGAGCUUGAAGAUGAUGGCCACAGCGGGAAGCGUGGGAUGCCACACAGUCUGAGUGGCCUGCAAGAUCCAAUUAUAGCUCGGAUGUCCAUUUGCUCGGAAGACAAGAAAAGCCCUUCUGAGUGUAGCCUGAUUGCUAGCAGCCCUGAAGAAAGCUGGCCCGCAUGCCAGAAGGCCUACAAUCUGAACCGAACACCCAGUACUGUUACUCUCAACAACAAUACCGCGCCAGCCAACAGAGCCAACCAGAACUUUGAUGAGAUGGAGGGAAUCAGGGAAACUCCUCAGGUCAUUUUGAGGCCUGGGCCCAGCCCCAACCCAACUGCUGUUCAGAAUGAAAAUCUGAAGAGCAUGACGCACAAACGAAGCCAGCGUUCCAGUUACACCAGGCUCUCGAAAGAUGCAUCUGAGCUGCACGCAGCUGCCUCGGAGAGCACGGGCUUUGGAGAAGAGAGAGAAAGCAUUCUCUAAGCAAAAGAGAAGUGAAGUAGCCUUGUCCUGCCCUAAGGACAAGACUGUCAUGAACUUUGAAUGGAUUCAUUACCAUUACUCAUCAUGUUUAUCAUCACAGAUAAUGGAGGUGGUCAGGCACGUGGGGAAGCAGAGGGAAGCCUGAGACAGCAUGGCCACCAGUCAUCUCCAUUUUCGCCUGCAUCAUGGGCAGUUUGCAGUCUCACCACCAUCAUGCCCUUUCCUGGCACACAACCGCACAGAUCAGUGAGAAACAGGCUGAAUAUAAAAAUAGGUCAGACGUGCAUUUAAAGCUGAAAGGCUUAAAUCACAAGGAAGAAAACCUAGAAAUCUCCUUUAUAAAAUAUUCAUGAAACAUUUGAGGGAAGAUAUAGUGUUAGAUGAAGCAGAAACCAAUUUUGCUGUUAGAAUUUAAUCUUUGGUACAGAUUUAUAGGUUUUAGAGUAGAGACCAGAGACUAAAAGUGAAUGCCUAGCAAAUGGAUAGCCAGUAUACUAUGUAAGACUCAUUGCUUUUUAAAGAGGUCUUAGAAUUUAAGUAGAAAAUAUAUACUGAAGAAGGUGAUAAAAACUGAUAAGAAAGUGAGUCAGCAGAACCCAAAGCACUGUGCCUGGGCCAUGAUGAGUCCUUAGCAGAGGAGGUGGGAGAGGGCAAUGUAUUCUGGGAUGCUCUCUCCAGACCUAGCCCAGGCUUCCAACACCUGUGCCCUCAAAACCAUCCUGGGCUAUUCUGCAAUUCCUGAAUUAUGCAUCUAACCUAACCCAGCUUAGCUCAUGGCUAAGAAAAAAUACAAUAUAUAUAUAUUAUAUAUAUAUAUAUAUAUAUAUAUAAUUAGUGGUUCUGGUGAUUAAACCUGGGAGUUCACAGAUGCUAGUAAAGAAUGGCUGAGCUACAUCCCAGGCCUAAGCAGGAGCCCUUUCCGAAAGAGUCAGGAAGACAAGGGUGUAGAUUGUUACUGAAUGACUGUGUCAGGAAAUUGUUACAUUAAAAGAGUGAUAGUGCUUCUAGACAAAGCAGUGAGCAAAUAGUGAAUUUGGUGAAAGUGAGGCACUGCCUUCUGUGCUGCAGCAGGCUGUGUCACAUAUCUUCCUAAGUCAGCUCUGUAAAACUGCAGUGUGCUCUAAAGAAGAGCUUAGACGCCACAACAGAGCAAGAACAAAGACAGCCAGUGUGGCCAUGACGCAACACUUGCCAUUAUUCUUAGCAAAGCUAGAAUGAGCACACACAUUUAAGUGUCAUGUAGGCUAGAAGUGUGCCUGUCAUCAUCAUGCAUCAGAACUGUGUGUCACUUGGUCAGAGCUCAUUUACAGAGUCGGUUCUAGCAGUAUGUCCUGGGCCACAGGUAGGACUGUAGAUGGUGAGGCCACAGGCUUAGUGUUCGUGCAGAUGUCUAUCACUGACUGGACCUGUGUUGUUUACUUGACACUGUGCUGGUAGCUGCUCCAUGUUUCAGUGCCUGGCUGUUUGAGUGUAAUUGAGCAUUGUCAUGAAGUACAUAUGUUGCAUGAUCUCUAACAGGUAUUUUAAGCAUUAAAAACAGCACGAUGUUGCCGACAUUAUGCAUUUUACUACUUCUAAUGUUUAUUAGUUUGCUGUAUCAUGUAACUGGUACUUGAGAAGCAGUUUGGUUUCUCUCCAGGUGAGUGGUCACAGCUCACAGUCAUGGAAGUCCUUUAUUCACACUGUCUGUGAAGUCAUUACUGGAGUGCCAAGUGCACACGUAGACUAGGAACAAUAAAGAGUUGCAUGCCAUUCUGA